Linum tenue is the source of this 327-nucleotide messenger RNA. Lineage: Eukaryota; Viridiplantae; Streptophyta; Magnoliopsida; Malpighiales; Linaceae. The record is from the annotation of a GenBank genome assembly.
GGAACCAAAAAAUGAGUAGGAGUAGCCGUUCAAGCCGAACUCUUUACGUUGGUAAUCUUCCUGGCGAUAUCCGCUUGAGGGAGGUUGAAGACCUGUUCUACAAGUAUGGCCCUAUUGUUGACAUCGACUUGAAAGUGCCCCCGAGGCCUCCUGGUUAUGCUUUCGUUGAGGUGAGUAAUUGAGGGUUUUUUUUUUUAUUAUGGUUUCUAUGUGUUGAGUAGAAUGCAUUCCUGUUGUAGUUGUUUUGUUCCAACGGUCUGUCUAUUUAUUUUAGGAGGUACUUGCUUUGCCGGUGUUUUGGUGUUCACUGAAUGCAUUAUUUUGUUU